Molecule: messenger RNA, 237 nt
Organism: Rotaria socialis
Lineage: Eukaryota; Metazoa; Rotifera; Eurotatoria; Philodinida; Philodinidae
Source: the annotation of a GenBank genome assembly
AUGCCUACUGAAGAUUCGUCCGCUUUAGCUACAACUGUAAAUAUUCUUAUUGCUGUCACUCUACAUCGUGUAUCUCAUACACCAUUUGAUUGGUUUGUCGCUGAUGAGAAAGUCGAUUUACGAAGUUCAACCAUGAGUACCAUGGAUAAAAAAUUUCUACCGAAUGUUUACCCAUUGCCAUCUUCGAAAAGUUCAUCGGUAAUAGCCGAUACACGUCAAGUAACACGAAUGUUUUAG